AGCUUAUUCGUGCAGUAGCUACUCAGCGUUUGACAAGUGCGGAGCGUGUGCACACUCAGAAUACUCAAACAAUAAGAACCAACGAAAAAUAUAAAAAUUAUACACGAAAACAUGUCCAGAAUCGUAAGAAAAUUGAUAAGCACCAACAAUGCAGCCAAACCAGUGGCACCAUAUAAUCAAGCUGUUGUUGCCGAUCGCACUGUCUACGUAUCCGGCUGCCUUGGUCUGGACAAGGAGACAUUGAAACUAGUGCCAGGCGGCGCUGCUGAGCAAACUGAAUUGGCCUUGAAAAACUUGGUUGCCACACUGGAAGCUGCCGGUUCGGGUGUUGACAAAGUGAUUAAGAAUACGAUAUUUGUAAAGGAUCUAAAUGACUUUGGCACUGUCAAUGAGGUGUAUAAGAAAGUUUUCUCCAAAGACUUUCCCGCUCGCAGCUGUGUACAAGUCGCUCGUUUGCCUCUCGAUGCGUUGGUCGAGAUUGAGAGCAUUGCUUUGAUCGGUGAUGUCGUUACUGAGUCUAAUUAAAUUCGUGUAGAAUUCAUUUUUGCUAUUCUUUUUUUUGUAAUAAAACGAAUUUAAUUAAAGUCUGCAUAAAAAGUUUUAA
Ceratitis capitata (Mediterranean fruit fly) is the source of this 604-nucleotide messenger RNA. RefSeq names its product rutC family protein UK114 (gene UK114). Bases 112 to 525 code for a protein of 137 amino acids. Gene Ontology annotation, cellular component: cytosol. The transcript is spliced from 3 exons. Gene Ontology annotation, molecular function: deaminase activity. NCBI's taxonomy places the organism in Eukaryota, Metazoa, Arthropoda, Insecta, Diptera, Tephritidae. The record is from RefSeq and is a predicted model, not a curated record.